CGCCGAUCCUUCCGCUCCCACCCCUCCGGGCCGCGGGGCCUCGGCACGAUGGUUCCGCCGCACUCUUGGCCCUCCCGGGGGCAGCUCCCUCCCUCCCAGCUCCGAGCGGCCGCCCCGGGGCCCGCCCCCUCCGCAGCCGGGAGGAGCCAGCGCCGCAUCAGGGCACGCCGCGGCCCUGGGCCCGGCGGGGCGGGCAGUGAGCGGGCGGCCGCCGCCAUGAGGAGCCCCCGGGAGCCGGGGGAGCCCCCUCCGCAGGCAGUUGAAUGUGUGCAGCUGAAAGUGCCCAUCAUUCAGCAGCUGUACCACUGGGACUGUGGGCUGGCCUGCUCCAGGAUGGUGCUACAGUACCUGGAUCAUUUGGACAAUGAUGAAUUUCAGAAAGCCAUCCAAGAGCUCCGGUUAACAAAGAGUAUCUGGACUAUUGACCUGGCCUACCUAAUGCGGCACUUUGGUGUUAAGCAUAAAUUUUGCACCCAGACGCUUGGAGUGGACAAGGGCUAUAAAAAUCAGUCAUUUUACAGGAAGCACUUUGACACAGAAGAGAAUCGAGUGAAUCAGCUCUUUGCACAAGCCAAAGCCUCCAAGGUGCUGGUGGAGAAGUGCACAGUAACAGUUCAAGACAUCCAGAAACACCUGUCCCAAGGUCAUGUAGCCAUUGUCCUAGUGAAUGCGGUCUUAUUGCUGUGUGACCUUUGCUCAAGUCCUGUCAAAUACUGCUGCUUCCUACCCAUCGGACAGAAGUGCUUCUGCAGGAAUCCUGACUACCAGGGCCAUUUCAUUGUGUUAUGUGGCUACAACACAGCCUCAGGGAGUAUUUACUACAACAACCCUGCCUACGCUGACCGGACAUGCUGCACCAGCAUCAGAAACUUUGAAGAAGCCAGGAGAAGUUAUGGCACAGAUGAGGAUAUUCUGUUUAUCUACACAGACAGCUGACACCCACAGCUGUUACUUCUGGUCCUUUCUGGUGCAGCCUGCAUGGCAGCUGGCUGCUUGUCUCAGGACACCCCCUGCAGAGACCUUCCUCCUGAACUGCAGUGGGAUCUUAAACAAGGGAGGCUUUAUAGACAUUGAUAGGACUAUAUUGCAAUGCUGUAUUUACCUUUUUAUUCCAGAUGAAAUAUCUGAUUUUGCAAUGUAUGUCAUAGGUUUGUUUUUUUUUCCCCUCAUUUUUAACACUGCACAUUUGACAGCAGUUUUGAAACACAGGCCCAAAGCCUGUUCACUUGGAGCUUAUUUGCAAAUCAUACACAUGAGGAAAUAAAGCACCAAACUUAUGAACUUCAACACUUGGUAAUAGAUGCAUAGGUUUAGUUAAACAAAAGCAGAAAAAAAAAAAGGUCAAUACCUGUUGCACUCUCUUUCAAAGCAUCAGGGGCUGAUCUUCAUCCUCAGUCUAGGGAUCUGAGGUUCAGCAUGGAAUUAUGAAACAAAGAAAUACUGAUGUUAAACCACCUUACCUUCAAGUGAUAGAAUUGCCUUGUUGGCUAAUCAGUAUUAUAGGAGCGAAACAUUUACUCAAGGGAACUUCCCAUGUACAAAAUUCAACUUGCACAGCUUUAGCAUUUAUAAUACCAUUGGAUUGAAUUUUGAAUAGCAGUUACUGAGAUUGUCCCCUUGCACUGCAAACUCCAUCUCUUUUGGCUAAAUAUUUUCGGAUGACUGUCUAGAGCUCUGUAUUACCCCAAAAGUUUAAGUAAGGAUAUUUUAUUUGGACCUACGAGUCUUCACUGCACUUUGCAAAAUCCUCUAGACAUUAUGGCACCCAUAUGUGCAAUUUUCUGAUGCAUCCAAUCUAUAUAUACAUUUAUGAAGCAAAUACAGAAACCAUUCACACACUAAUUACACAUUUUGUGUGUAAAUUUUAAAUAACGAGAGACUGGAUUGUAACUAAAAUGCUGAAUCAUAUUUUGAGCCAAACUUUCCUAUUUAUGUUCAUUUAGUGAGCUUCUCAGAAGAGCUUAAAUCAAUUAAGAAUACAGGGAAUACAAGCUUCUUACUGCUAUACUAAGAAAAAACAAAACCAAAACUUAUACUACAGCUGCACUUGGAUUAAGUGGGAGUUCUGUUCAAACAUUUUCAAGUGAAAUUGUUAGUAGCCCAUUCAUAAUCCUGUCAUGUAUUACCAGGCUUCAGUGACUGCGCUGAGGAGCACUGUAAAAGAGUAGAAAUAGCCACCUACUUCAGAUUUGGCCAUCACAAUUUCUGACAGGUAGGUAAAAUUGUUAGUAUUCAUGUAUAGCUGGCAAAGUUUUGUUUUGCACUUAAGGCAGAGAUCUCACACCUUUGGCAUGGCUUUAGGAAAGGAACUGUUCAGGUUUUGGAACUGUGUGUAAUAACAAUAAAAGGCUGUUGUUAUUUAGUGGGGGAAAUACUUUCAGCAUGAGAAAAUUUCUAAGAGAAACCAUCUUCUACCAUUGCUUGCUUACUGUAAAGUAUCUGGAAAGCAUGCAGUAAGUAUGCAUAAUGAUAUCAAAAGCACUCCUUUGUACAGAAGCUAAGAAACAGCAAUGUAAGUGUAAAAUGCAGUAGGCUUUGAGAAGUUCUGAACAAAAUGUACACAAUAAGAAACUCAGUGUAUCUGAUCCUGUUUAUCAGGGGUGAAGCUGGAUUACAUUCUGGCAAAAUGUCCAUGCAAAAUGAAUAAAUACUGAGAUGUAUCUGUGAGCAGCAGAGCCACUACCUUAGUAGAAACCCAGAAAAGGAUCAGAGUACAAAUCCUACAGUAGAUAAUGCCUUCUGAUCCCUCCAGCAUUAGUCAGCAGAUGGCUACUGGUCUUGGAAAAUUUUAUAUCCAUGUUCAAAUUCACAAUGUUUGGCUUAGAGGGAUUGUAUUAACUAUGUUAAUAAUUAACAGCUAUGUAAAUUACAGGUUGAUAAAAGUACUUACUUUCUUAACCCAGGCAUUUUCCUUCAGGUAGUCCAUUCAAUAGCAUUGAACUGCCACAGAAUUUAUUUUUUUAGAGCAGGCUUGGUUAGCAAAAAAGUAAAAAAUCUUACAAAAGGUGUAACUGACAUUAGCUUCCACAUGUGAAUCUCAAGCUUAUAUAUGAAACAUGAACAUAAGGGCAUGCUAAGUGGUCUGAAAUGUACAGAAUUGAAAAUACGUAGAACCAAAGCUGUUGAAGUGAAUACAGAUGAAAUGAGAGCUCCGCUCACUGCAACAGGAUCUCUAAUAGCCAAAUGGAAUAUGGUCAUGGGGGGUGAAAAUGCAAGGAAGAAGCAGAAGGAAGGCAAAAAGGUGACUAUUUAAAUGACACAAAUUCAGGUCAAAAAGAAACUCGCUGGCCAAGCGUCCAGAACACCUGCAUUUUCUGGCACAUUGUUUUCCAUAGGAAGAUCAUCCAUCAAAACACUCAUUCUGAAAAUGUGUGGUCAGUCACUUUGUUUCCUUCAUGCUGUCCAUAGCAAAGGAGGGGGUAUUUUACAUGCAGGGAUUUUAUACAUAAAUAUAUUUUUAUUUGUAAUUAAGCCAUUCUCAAUAAAGGUUUAAAGUCAUGGAUAACCCUGUA
Messenger RNA from Gallus gallus (chicken), 3512 nucleotides. It is a transcript of the gene GUCD1, whose product is annotated as guanylyl cyclase domain containing 1. The transcript has 6 exons. The record is from RefSeq and is a predicted model, not a curated record. Bases 49 to 936 code for a protein of 295 amino acids. Lineage: Eukaryota; Metazoa; Chordata; Aves; Galliformes; Phasianidae.